CACUCGCUCGCACCUCGCUUGCGCCAGCCCUUCCCGCUCUUCUGUUCUCGCUCUAUUUGCCCCGCUGACUGCCGGCCUCGCCAGCUUUGCCAGUCUUACGUCUCUGCCACCCCCACUCCCGCCCGCGCCCCAUCUUCUUGCACGGCUCACGCCCGCUGGUUCCCCCCCGCCUCCCCCGUCCUGCCUGCCCCCUCCUCCUCCUGCUCUCGCAGGCUCCUUGGCACCCAGGCUGGGAAGCGACGCUCCCAGCCGUCUAAGCGGGAACAGCUCUGGUUGAGGGAGCUGCAGCGCAGCUGAGGAUCUGACGGCCCCAGGUUGCGUAGGUGCGGCACAAGGAGUUUCCCCCGCAGCAAGGAGGUCCUGAGCAGCAUGGCCCGGAGGAGCGCCUUCGCUGCCGCCGCUCUCUGGCUCUGGAGCAUCCUCCUGUGCCUGCUGGCACUGCGGGCGGAGGCCGGGCAGCCGCGGGAGGAGAGCCUGUACCUGUGGAUCGAUGCUCACCAGGCGAGAGUACUCAUAGGAUUUGAAGAAGAUAUCCUGAUUGUUUCAGAGGGGAAAAUGGCACCUUUUACACAUGAUUUCAGAAAAGCGCAACAGAGAAUGCCAGCUAUUCCUGUCAAUAUCCAUUCCAUGAAUUUUACCUGGCAAGCUGCAGGGCAGGCAGAAUACUUCUAUGAAUUCCUGUCCUUGCGCUCCCUGGAUAAAGGGAUCAUGGCAGAUCCAACCGUCAAUGUCCCUCUGCUGGGAACAGUGCCUCACAAGGCAUCAGUUGUUCAAGUUGGUUUCCCAUGUCUUGGAAAACAGGAUGGGGUGGCAGCAUUUGAAGUGAAUGUGAUUGUUAUGAAUUCUGAAGGCAACACCAUUCUCCAGACACCUCAAAAUGCUAUCUUCUUUAAAACAUGUCAGCAAGCUGAGUGCCCAGGCAAAAAAAAAAAUGGAGGCUUUUGUAAUGAAAGACGUAUCUGCGAGUGUCCUGAUGGGUUCCAAAAAAAAAACUGUGAGAAAGCCCUAAAAAAAAAACGGUGUAUGAAUGGUGGACUUUGUGUGACUCCUGGUUUCUGCAUCUGCCCACCUGGAUUCUAUGGAGUGAACUGUGACAAAGCAAAUUGCUCAACCACCUGCUUUAACGGAGGGACCUGUUUCUACCCUGAAAAAAAAAAUUGCCCUCCAGGACUAGAGGGAGAGCAAUGUGAAAUAAGCAAAUGCCCACAACCCUGUCGAAAUGGAGGUAAAUGCAUUGGUAAAAGCAAAUGUAAGUGUUCCAAAGGUUACCAGGGAGACCUCUGUUCAAAGCCUGUCUGCGAGCCUGGCUGUGGUGCACAUGGAACCUGCCAUGAACCCAACAAAUGCCAGUGUCAAGAAGGUUGGCAUGGAAGACACUGCAAUAAAAGGUAUGGAGCCAGCCUCAUACAUGCCCUGAGGCCAGCAGGCGCCCAGCUCAGGCAGCACACGCCUUCACUUAAAAAGGCCGAGGAGCGGCGGGAUCCACCUGAAUCCAAUUACAUCUGGUGAACUCCGACAUCUGAAACGUUUUAAGUUACACCAAGUUCAUAGCCUUUGUUAACCUUUCAUGUGUUGAAUGUUCAAAUAAUGUUCAUUACACUUAAGAAUACUGGCCUGAAGUUUAUUAGCUUCAUUAUAAAUCACUGAGCUGAUAUUUACUCUUCCUUUUAAGUUUUCUAAGUACGUCUGUAGCAUGAUGGUAUAGAUUUUCUUGUUUCAGUGCUUUGGGACAGAUUUUAUAUUAUGUCAUUUGAUCAGGUUAAGAUUUUCAGUGUGUAGUUGGCAGAUAUUUUCAAAAUCACAAUGCAUUUAUGGUGUCUGAGGGCAGGGGAACAUUCGAAAGGUUAAAUUGGGCAAAAAUGUGUAAGUCACAAGAAUUUGGAUGGAGCCAUUAAUAAUGUUGAAGUUACAGCAUUUCAGAUUUUAUUGUCAGAUAUUUAGAUGUUUGUCACAUUUUUUAAAAAUCGCUCUUAACUUUUAAACUCUCAAUACAGUAUAUUUUGACCUUACCAUUAUUCCAGAGAUUCAGUAUUAAAAAAAAAAAAUUACAUUGUGGUAGUGGCAUUUAAACAAUAUAAUAUAUUCUAAACACAAUGAAAUAGGGAAUAUAAUGUAUGAACUUUUUGCAUUGGCUUGAAGCAAUGUAAUAUAUUGUAAACAAAACACAGCUCUUACAUAAUAAACAUUUUAUACUGUUUGUAUGUAUAAAAUAAAGGUGCUGCUUUAGUUUUCUGA
Cercocebus atys (sooty mangabey) is the source of this 2235-nucleotide messenger RNA. It is a transcript of the gene WIF1, whose product is annotated as WNT inhibitory factor 1. The transcript has 10 exons. Gene Ontology annotation, biological process: anatomical structure development. The record is from RefSeq and is a predicted model, not a curated record. Bases 370 to 1509 code for a protein of 379 amino acids. Lineage: Eukaryota; Metazoa; Chordata; Mammalia; Primates; Cercopithecidae. Gene Ontology annotation, cellular component: cell surface; extracellular region. Gene Ontology annotation, molecular function: signaling receptor binding.